Molecule: messenger RNA, 1178 nt
Organism: Suillus subaureus
Lineage: Eukaryota; Fungi; Basidiomycota; Agaricomycetes; Boletales; Suillaceae
Exons: 1
Coding region: 215-1024 (269 amino acids)
Source: RefSeq, a predicted model, not a curated record
CCAACUAGAAAGUGAGACGUGCUUGCAAAAGGAAUCAAUAGGCAUUUACACUAUUAUUCAGACCUUUCCACAAUGAUUGGGCCACAACGUCGGCGCAAGUACCAGUCAUGCCACAGCCUGUCUUCCACAAUGCUUUGGCCCUUGAAACCUAUAUAAACUAGAGCAGUGUCACUGUUGAGUGUAUCAGACUAACCGUCAGUGUCUGCCUAUCAACAUGUCACGCCUCGAAUCUUUAUCACCAUUGUCUCCUUCGAGCACAUGCUGGAUACCGUCUAGCGCAGAUGCCUACACGACGUUUGAGGGCUUUUUCUCUGAGCGGCGUUACAGCAUCGCUCAGAGCCAAUCAGCGGAUGCACUUACAGCAUCUUUUGACAUAUUCACACCUCCACAAAACCGAACGAGCGCAAAAAUACGCCCAGGGACGUUUGUUGUUUUUGCGUUGUCAACAGCAGAGCUCGCGCAAGAAUAUCCAGAGGACUCCGAGGACUAUCGCAGAAUCUGCCAGUACAUCCCUGGACGUUAUCUCGGGCUCGUAACUUCAGCGUUCGUGCGAUGGAAUGAAGACGAUGACAGUACAGUCGAAGACGUGAUCGUCCACUUUGUAUCAAAGUAUACGCCACAGCCGUCAGCGGUUGCGAAUCACUUCAUCCCCAUCUUUCCGGUCAGCAGCGCCGUACCAGCAGACAGCUCUGCGCUCCACACGAGCAUCUUGUUCCCGUGGAUUGACCACAAACAGUGGACGACAUUUGGGGUUCGCCUUCGCGUCUGCCAGACGAACCCAUCGCCGCUGGUAUUCGAACUUUGUAACGAAGAUUUUGAGCACUUUGAGGAAAAGGCGGGAAAAGAUUAUACCCGAUUGGAAUCUCUCGAUGCGACAUUGGACGAUGAAGCCAAAGAGACACUAGCAAGGCUUUUGGUGGCGCCUUUCGCCUUGCCAGCUGAGAUCUGGUUCGACAUUAGAAAUCAUCCGGACAUAAAGGAACCUCCGUGUUUCAUUGAGGACGUUGACUCUCUUGAAAGGUGACUUCUUUAGUAAUCCUUGUUGAUCCGUUCCUAGUUCUCACUAAGUGAUAAAUGAUUUUAGUAUCGUCGCGGGAGGCGCGCCAAGGGAUCAUGAAUCCAGUGCUCUUGACGGGGAGUGAAAGACAUAGCUUGAAUCGGCGGUUGGAAGUCAUGUU